CCUGGGAAAACCCUGUCCUACGGCACUCCCCCAAAGCAGAGGGUGCACCAGCAGGGAGACAAGCCCUACAUGUGCCAUCACUGUGAUAAGGGCUUCAAUCAUUCCUCUUCCCUGUCCCGGCACCAAAGAGUCCACUCGGAGGGAAAGAGUUACACCUGCGCUCACUGUGGCAAAAGAUUCAAUCACUCCUCCUCCCUCGCCAGGCACCAGAGAGUUCACUUGGAGAGCAAACAGCAGCAGCAGCAACAGCAGCCCCAGCCACCACAAUCGCCGCCGCAGCAGUACAACACCAUCCCCACAGGGAAGGGAUUCCCCAACAACGCCUUCCCAAAACAGCGCAGCCUGUCCGUUGAAAAACCAUACAGGUGCUCCCACUGUGGAAAAGGCUUUAACCAUUCAUCUUCCCUUUCCAGACAUCAUAGGAUCCAUGUAGACCAGUGAGCACCCUCUCCCGCCCUCACAAGCUGUCCCAUGCGAGAGUAAAACCCCCAUCUCCCCCCUCUGUUUCUGUUCUACUAAUGGUCCCAUCAUUGACAUCACCACACCAAAUGUCAGGCCAACUUAUAGAGACAACGGUGGUCAUGCCCGCUUUGAAGUGGAGUGGCUGCAAAUAAAUGGACAGUAACACAAGUCUUCAGGUGUAAAACGGACCGUGUAGCCUGUAAUUCAGAGCAGAACCCGGGACUUUGCGCUCAGUAUGCAAAGGGAAUAAUAAUAGAUUGUGAAGGAGCCUCUAUUCUUGUUAGUGAUUGUGCUUCACUUCAGGACCUCUUUUGAACACUUUUAAAUAAAACUUAAAAAUGUGAUUUGGUGAUCUAAAAUAAUUAUUACCUGGGGGAAAUAUGCCUCCAUCUGUUGGUCUUUUUGAUGAGAAUUGGGUUUAUGUAGGUGGGCAUAUGCGCUUUUCAGCUGCCUCUUUAUCCAAGGCUACGAACACAAUUUGGCAAACAAAAAACAUUUCUCAAUUUCAAUUGUUAUUUCUUUUCCACCACCAUAUCCCAUGUGUAACAAACAUCCAAAAUCCAAUGUAAAUACUGAUUUUCUUUUAUAUAUGUGUAUAGGUGACUAGUGUGCUGUUCCAAAAGAUUACAUUUUUGAUAGUAAGAUCCACUUUGAUCAACUUUGUCUCCACCUUUUUUUUUUUUUUUUAUGCAUUUAAUUUGUUUUAAGUGUUGGAGAGCAACAUGUUGAAGGUGUUCUCAUGCGGCUUUGUUCUGGAAUUUGGGCCCCAUCAGACAUGAGCCAUCUUGUAUAUUUAUACGGUUGUAUUCUUGUAUGUCUACGAUGGGUUAGUGCUGCUGCAUCGACUGUACAGAGAGCAAUACUGGCUGACACCCUGAUUCUAUUAUGACAUGCAAUUUAGUUAUUAGGAAAUGCAUAAUAGAAAAUAAAAACCUACUGGGUAGCAUAUUACAACAA
Messenger RNA from Notothenia coriiceps (black rockcod), 1419 nucleotides. RefSeq names its product putative zinc finger protein 286B. The coding region runs from base 70 to 441 and encodes 123 amino acids. The transcript has a single exon. NCBI's taxonomy places the organism in Eukaryota, Metazoa, Chordata, Actinopteri, Perciformes, Nototheniidae. The record is from RefSeq and is a predicted model, not a curated record.